GUAGCCAAGGGGGUCAUCAUCUUAUGCAUCUUGGCAAUAAGUUCACUGAUAAUUAGCCAUACAAUAUCACAGUACAUCCAAGAUGAUGAGAAUGCUUCACACAUGCCUAACAUUAUAUUGAUUGUUACUGAUGAUCAAGACAUGCUACUUCAGGGCAUGGAACCCAUGACAUUCACCAAGACAUUCUUUGAAACUGGUGGGAUCACAUUCAAAAAUGGUUUCGUCUCCACGCCGGUGUGCUGUCCGAGCCGAGCCUCUAUGCUGACCGGCCGGUACCAGCACAACACGCGCGUCAUCAACAACACCCUGCGGGGCAACUGCUGCGGCAGCGACUGGCGGCACGGCGCGGAGCGGCGCACGGUCGCCGCUCACCUCCGCCGGCGCGGCUACCACACAUUUUACGCCGGCAAAUACCUCAACCAGUACGGCCUCCCGCCAGCGGGCGGAGUGCAGCACGUGCCGCCCGGCUGGGACUGGUGGGUCGGCUUGGUCGGCAACUCGCGCUACUAUAACUACACCCUCUCGGUGAACGGCACGGCGCGCCGCCACGGCGACAGCUACGCCGACGACUACUUCACGGACGUCAUCAAGCGGUACGCGCUGGAGUUUCUGCGCGGCCGGGCGCCGGGCCACGCCGCCCUCUUCCCGACGGCCGCCGCGCCGCGCACGGCCAGCUUCAACGUGCGGCCCCAGGACAAGCACCAGCUGCUGGCCGAGCUGCCGGCGCCGCUGCCGCCGCCGCUGCUGGCCGAGCUGGAUGACGUGUUCCGGAACCGGUGGCGCACGCUGGUCUCUGUGGACGAGAUGGUGUCGGCUCUGGUGCAAGAGCUGCGCCGGCUCCGGCUGCUGGACAACACCCACCUGUUGUUCACCUCCGACCACGGCUUCCACCUGGGCCAGUUCUCGCUGACGGUGGACAAGCGACAGCCGUACGAGUUUGACCUGCGCGUGCCGCUGUACGUGCGCGGCCCCCGGCUGCCGGCUGGCCGCACCGUGCUGGCUCCGGUGAGCAUGGUCGACCUGGCGCCGACCGUGCUGGAGCUGGCCGGCCUGAAGCCAGAGCCCGACAUGGACGGCGUCUCCCUGCUGCAGACGCUGGCGGCCGAGCCAGUGGCGUCCCCCCUGCUCGACUUCCAGCACUGUUACGAGCGGUUUGCGUGCAAGUGCCUGGACUCCAGGGACAACACGUACCGCUGCAUCCGAGAGAUGACCGCGGACGCAGACCGCGUCGUCUGCUUUUUUCCCGAUGAGGGUGAGCGUCACGAGUUCUGGGAGGUGUACGACUUGACCGCUGACCCGAACCAGCUGGUGAACCUAGCGUCGGCCAUGUCGGCGGCGGAGAAGGCCAGGUGGCGCCGCCGUCUUUCGGCCGCCAUCCGAUGCCGCGGCGCCGCCUGCCGCCACAUCUAG
This is a messenger RNA of Pollicipes pollicipes, 1410 nucleotides long. RefSeq names its product N-acetylglucosamine-6-sulfatase-like. Gene Ontology annotation, molecular function: glycosaminoglycan binding; N-acetylglucosamine-6-sulfatase activity. NCBI's taxonomy places the organism in Eukaryota, Metazoa, Arthropoda, Thecostraca, Pollicipedomorpha, Pollicipedidae. Gene Ontology annotation, biological process: glycosaminoglycan metabolic process. The record is from RefSeq and is a predicted model, not a curated record.